This is a messenger RNA of Tyto alba (common barn owl), 6914 nucleotides long. It is a transcript of the gene COL4A4, whose product is annotated as collagen type IV alpha 4 chain. The record is from RefSeq and is a predicted model, not a curated record. Gene Ontology annotation, molecular function: extracellular matrix structural constituent. Lineage: Eukaryota; Metazoa; Chordata; Aves; Strigiformes; Tytonidae. Gene Ontology annotation, cellular component: collagen trimer. The transcript is spliced from 50 exons. Bases 231 to 5276 code for a protein of 1681 amino acids.
CGCCGGCUGCCGCCGUCCGUCCGUCCUCAGCGGGCAUGGAGUGAAGGAGCUGGGGGCUUUCCCGCCUGGGAGCUGAGGUUCAGAGGGGAAAACAACAACAGUAUGGAGCAGUGUUUAUAGAUCAUCCACAAACAGAAUGAAAGAGAAGACCUGCUUUUUUUUUUAAAAAAAAAAAAAAAGAAGAAAGAAAGAAAAAAAGUGCUGCAUAUACAAAUCCUCAAUCAGUGUGAAUGGCAUUAACAAAGGAUUCGUUUGAACGGAUUAAGUGGCUUAUCACAGCUGCCUGGUGGCUGCUGAUUGUUUUUUCAGCACAAGAAACUGAUGGGGGAGGAUAUGCUUAUAUUGACCCAUGUGGGGGACAGGAUUGUUCAGUUUGUCGGUGCUUUCCAGAAAAAGGAUCAAGAGGUCAGCCUGGUGAGCUGGGAGCUCAAGGUCUGAUUGGGUCCUUGGGGUCUACAGGACCAGCAGGUCUGCCAGGGGAAAAAGGACAGAGAGGUGAGAAUGGGCAGCCUGGGCCAGCUGGAGAAAAAGGUGACAAGGGGCCCACUGGAGUCCCAGGAUUUCCUGGUUUAGAUGGUGUUCCUGGAUUACCAGGAAGCGAAGGACCCAGGGGCAAGCCUGGUUUCGAUGGCUGCAAUGGCUCAAGAGGAGAUCCAGGAUUUCCGGGCGAAAAUGGUUAUAUUGGACCAAGAGGUCCUUAUGGAAAUCCAGGGCAAAAAGGAGAAAAAGGAAACUCAGUCUAUGUGGCACAUUUUGGAAAAGGACCUCCAGGCAACAGAGGUGAUCCUGGACCCCCCGGCAUGCCCGGACCCAGAGGCUCAAGAGGUACAAUGGGUGCAUCUGGAUACCCAGGCCAACCAGGCUUGCCUGGUAUUCCAGGAUACCCUGGAUUGCCAGGUGAACAGGGAAACCCAGGUAUUGGAGUGGAUGGACAGAAGGGGGAGCCGGGUGACGUUGGACUUCCUGGGCCACCUGGGUCACCACUGUUAGUUGGACCUCCUGGAGCUCAGCUGUUCAAAGGAGAAAAGGGCCAAAAAGGACUGCCUGGGGUAACAGGAUACAGAGGGCCACGUGGACCCAAAGGUAUACUUGGGAGAGGAGAAAAAGGUGAAAAAGGCAUUCCUGGAUUCCCUGGAUUGCGGGGUAAUCCUGGUUCUUAUGGACCUGCAGGUUUUCCUGGGAUGAAGGGGGAAACGGGAUUUUCUGGUUUUCCUGGACAACCUGGCUAUCCAGGCAUACAGGGGGAUCCAGGAGAAAAAGGGCCCCCAGGUCCUCCUGGAGCUGUUGGAACUCCGCUGUUUCCUAUAAAAGGUCCACAAGGAGAUCCUGGAUUUCCAGGUCCUGCUGGUGAUAUGGGGUCAGUUGGACCAAUUGGUCCUGCAGGCCUGCUAGGAAGACCAGGAGAUGAUGGAACAAGUCUGCCUGGCCUGCCAGGAGUAAGUGGGGCACCAGGACCUCAGGGUUUUCAAGGUGACCCUGGUUUCCCUGGAACAGGUGAAUCAAUCCCAGGAAGACCUGGAUUUCCUGGACCGCCAGGCCUACCAGGACAGCCAGGAAGACAAGGCUUACCUGGACUACCCAGUAUAAUCUGUACUGACAGAGGGAUCCCUGGAGAACCUGGAGCAAAAGGUCAGAUAGGUCUUCCAGGAAGAAAAGGUAUAAAAGGAGAAAAGGGAAAUCAAGGCCUCUGCUCAUGUAGUGCUGGCCCUCCUGGUCGCCGUGGUAUGCAAGGACCUCCAGGUACUCAAGGAAAGAAAGGACAAAUGGGAUACCCUGGAAGGCAUGGAGAAAAGGGCGACCCAGGCUCAUCUGGUGCAGUGGGAUCACCAGGGCUCCCUGGGACACCUGGUUCUGCUGGACAACAUGGUGAAAAAGGAGAAAAAGGUGAUCCAGGAAGAGUUAGAAUAAAAGGAAUAAAAGGUGAAAGAGGUCCUACUGGGGUUCCAGGAUUUCCAGGCCAAAGAGGUAAUGAUGGCAGAGACGGGGAACUAGGAUUGCCUGGGGAAAAAGGAGCUGAGGGCAAUUCUGGAGUACCACUGCCAGGUGAUAAAGGAUUCCCUGGGGUUCCAGGACUUCCUGGGGUAAAAGGACAGAUGGGAUUGCCGGGUUUGGGGUUUCCUGGCCCUCCAGGAGUCCGAGGUAGCCCUGGGGACUUCGGUGAUACUGGUAGUGUUGGGCCACCUGGUCCAAAGGGCCAGAAAGGUGAGACUGUCUGCAUUACACUACCAUACCCUGGAAAUCCAGGUCCCCCAGGUUUUAAAGGUGUUCAAGGACCAAAGGGUUUAAAAGGACUCCCCGGUCAUCCUGGGCCAAAUGGCUUUCAUGGGCAAAAAGGCCAUCGAGGCAGGCCAGGAGCAGGAAUCCCUGGGCCAGAAGGCUUUCGAGGCAAAGCUGGUGAUCCUGGUGAUGAAGGUGAAAGAGGAUCUACAGUUGAUGGUAAAAAAGGCCCUCCAGGUCCACCUGGCAUAGAUGGUCAGAAAGGUGUUCCAGGUGAUACCACAUAUGGUCCUCCAGGAAUCCCAGGUGACAGGGGACUGCCAGGACCCCCUGGUGCACAAGGAUCAAGGGGUGAUCCAGGCAUUCCUGGGUUUCGAGGACAGCCUGGUACUCCAGGAUUUCCAGGUGCCAAAGGUUUUAGAGGCCCAGAAGGUGAUAUAGGAGCACCAGGCUGUCCAGGCUUCCCUGGUCCACCUUGUGACACAGGCUUACCAGGGCCACCAGGACUCAGAGGUGUCAUGGGCCUGCCAGGACAUCAAGGCUUACCAGGUUUUAAAGGUCAGAGGGGAGACAGGGGCCUAGCCGGGCCACCUGGAGUCAAAGGUCUCAAAGGCUCUCCUGGCUCACAAGGUCCCCCAGGUCCUCCAGGCUCCCGAGGCCUUCCAGGACUUCCAGGCAAUAAAGGACCACCUGGUUUCCCAGGACAAACAGGAAGCAAAGGGAUUCAAGGACCCCAAGGAUUCCCAGGACUCCCAGGAACACAAGGCCCAAUGGGAAUCUCCGGUGUAAAAGGUGAAGAAGGAAAAGUGGGUCCACCUGGGCCUACUGGAGAAUGUGGGGAUAUGGGAAUAAAAGGUGAAAGAGGGCCUCCAGGAGACAGCGGCAGUGUUAACAUCCGUCUUGAGAAAGGACAAAAGGGAGAACGAGGGUUUCCUGGUGAGAACGGAUUUAGAGGUGAAAGAGGUGAAAAAGGCAAUACUGGUUUCAGAGGCACCCCAGGAUUUCCAGGGAAGAAUGGUGUCCCAGGACUGCCAGGUGACCAUGGUGACACUGGACUGAUGGGGUUUCCAGGAUCAUGGGGUUUCCCAGGACCAAAAGGCUUUAAAGGAAUUACAGGUUUUCAAGGACAAGCAGGUGACCAGGGUGACGUUGGCUUACCAGGAAUCCCUGGAAACCCAGGACUGACUGGCCCAAAAGGAUCUAAAGGCAAGAGAGGCGACCCAACUCCUCUGCUUGGUGCACAUGGUCGAAAAGGGCCUCCGGGAGAUCCAGGAUUACCAGGACUCUGUGGAUUCCCAGGAGACAAGGGUUCGCCAGGUAUCCAUGGGCAACCUGGAAGACCAGGAUCCAAGGGUGACCCUGGAUACCCAGGAAAACCUGGAUUUCCAGGAGCUACAGGUCCUCAGGGAUUGCCAGGAGAACCUGGAGAAAAAGGGAGACAUGGAAUUUUGGGACCUACAGGAUUGAAAGGAUUAGCUGGAUCCCAAGGCAGAAAAGGUCUUCCUGGACUGCCCGGACUGGAUGGCUUGGAUGGACUAAAAGGUCAAAAAGGUUCUACAGGAGCUCCAGGUCAAAGUGAAACAGGGCCCCCAGGGUACUCAGGAGAACUUGGACCAAAAGGAGACAGAGGUGAACCUGGAUGGCCUGGUAUUUCUAUUCCAGGCCCCCCUGGAGAAAGGGGAUUCCCAGGAUUCCCAGGUAAAAGAGGACCUGUUGGACCCACUGGACCUAUAGGAAGAUCUCCUGAUAGUGCUUCUCCUGGUCCUCCAGGUGAUCAAGGACCACCUGGUUUAGAUGGCAUCAGAGGUCAGCCUGGGAAUCCUGGUCCUCCUGGAGAGACUCUCUUUGUGCGAGGAGAUCCAGGCGAUACCGGUAUUCGAGGGGCUCCAGGUAAUCCUGGGCAGCGAGGGCGACAAGGAGCCAGAGGUCUGCCAGGGAACCAAGGAAGAGGAGGCCCAAAAGGUCCUAUGGGAAUCCAUGGCCCACAGGGUCCACCUGGUGCUACAGGACAACCAGGAGACCAAGGUUUUCAAGGAAAACCUGGUCCCAAAGGUCCCACAGGUUUCAUAGGUGACCCUGGUGAACCAGGAAAAAUAGAUGAUUCAUGCCCUACAAUCCCAGGGCCCCCUGGGGAAGCAGGACAAAGAGGAGAUGAUGGCUCCGUAGGAUUACCAGGGCCUAUAGGCCACCCUGGAGCCCAAGGAAGAAAAGGUGAAGAAGGGUCAGGCGGCCUGCCAGGUCAAGAUGGCUUACCUGGGGCACCUGGACCUCCGGGUGACCAAGGGAAUGUAGGAGAGCAAGGAUACGCUGGGCCACGAGGUCCACCUGGCCAGACUGGUAUCCCAGGACCACCAGGCCCCCAUAUUAGAUCUGGAAGUGGAUUCUUGCUCGUCCUUCACAGCCAGUCAGACAGAGAACCACUCUGUCCACAGGGGAUGCCAAAAUUAUGGACUGGCUAUAGUCUGCUGUACCUGGAAGGACAAGAGAAAGCUCAUAAUCAAGAUCUCGGUCUGGCAGGAUCUUGUCUUCCUGUGUUUAAUACCAUGCCUUUUGCUUACUGUAAUAUCAACCAAGUCUGUUACUAUGCCAGUCGAAAUGAUAAGUCUUACUGGUUGUCAAGUGCUGCUCCUUUACCAACGACACCGCUCUCUGAGGAAGAAAUACAACCGUACAUAAGCAGAUGUGCCGUGUGUGAGGCCCCAGCCCAAGCGGUGGCAGUUCACAGCCAAGAUGAGUCCAUUCCUCCCUGCCCAGUGAACUGGAGGAGUCUUUGGAUAGGAUAUUCCUUUUUGAUGCACACUGGAUCUGGUGAUCAGGGUGGAGGACAGUCCCUUAUGUCACCUGGAAGUUGCCUGGAAGACUUCAGAUCAGCACCAUUCAUUGAAUGCCAGGGUCAGCGGGGAACAUGUCAGUUUUUUGCUAAUGAAUACAGUUUCUGGCUAACAACCGUGAUGCCUGAAUUGCAGUUUGCAUCAGCCCCCCCAUCAGGAACUCUGAAAGAAGGACAAGAGCAGAGGAGAAAAAUCAGUAGAUGCCAGGUGUGCCUGAAGCAUGGCUAACCAGCCAAACAAAAAUGGACAGCCAGAGUGAGACUUGCGUAAAGAUGAACAGCGUGCUAAAGAGACAUGCCCCCAGCAGAAGGAUUUUCAAGGAAAAAGAGAUCCAUGUCCAAGAGUCCCGAUUCAAAGAAAACUGCCUCCGAAGCCACCGUGAGUCCAGCAGGCUGAUCAGCCGACUGAAAAGCUGGAUACACAAACUCAAAGCGCAGGAAGGACGGACAUUCCGCUCCCAGCCAGCGGGACACCGAACACUCAGAGGGUGCGCGAGCUGUAUUUCCAAAAGGGCCACAGCUCAAACCACAGCGCGCUGGCAGCCUCGGCUUAUGUUCACAGUAGCAGACCCCCCCUCCUCAGGUGAUGUUCCCAUCCCCUCAGUGUUACAGGUCAUUCCACAUUAAGGGCUCACUUGUGAGCUUCUCCUGACAGUUCUCACCAGCUCCUCCGCUACGCAUCUGCAGCCUCCUCUCAGGUUAGGAAGUCUCUGGAGAAGGGCGGUCGCUUCGCUGGAAAUAUUUACAGUGGGGCUUUUGGUUCUAACUGCACUUAGAUAAACAAUAAAGAAAAUCUUAUACAGUGUGUUAUUGCAAACUUUGUCAUAGGAUGACAAGUAAGAUGGAAUCAAAUGGGAUUUUGGAAUUGGAUCUGUGUUCAUCCAACCUGAACAAGUACUCAGAAAAAAAGUUAAAAACACCUGAGAGAAUCAACAAAACCCAAGAUGCAGUAAUCUAAAUAAGCCAUUUUAUGGCAUUUUACCAUCUUACUCUUUUGUUUGACUUAAAAACAUCAUGCAAGGCAAUCGUGGUUUUCCAUCAUUUUGAUGCAGGGUUUCUGCACCUGUGCCAGGUACAAUUUACUAUGUUCUAUAAGAACGUAUUAUAUAGGAGAUGUAUUUUUAAGCUACCAGGUAUGUUAACUAUUUAUUAGGUGUGUAAAUUCUCCUUCCAUGCUUAGCUGACUCUGUAAGUCACUUAUCAGAAAUAUUCUACUAAUUCAAAAUGAAAUUGCAGAUAAACUGCUUAAUAUUACAAAGCAAGUAAGAAAGACCAAAGUCUAAAGCAGCAUACGCUUUAAUUCUGCAAUCAUUUGUCCAGUGACUAUAAGCAGAAAAAUAACUGGUAAAUAACUCAUGGGGUACUUAAUUAUGAAAUCAUGUAUGAAAGGUAAUAGCUGAAACUGUCCAUGAGUAAAAACACUCCUAAAGGCAAUGGCCCUGUGCUAGUCCUUAGAGUCCAAAUUACCCUUACUGCUGCAUUCAGGAGCUUUGGAUCUUGUGUAGGCCCGGUAGAGAAGAGAAUUUUAUCCGAAACAGCAGGCAGGAUACUAACAGCAACACAGAAAAUAACGCUGGCUGCACUUGGAGGUCUUUGGAAUUAGCACUGUUCGGGGUGAACUGCCCUGGAAUUAAAUUCUGAACCCGUGGUUUACAAUGAGGAGGCUUGCUCGCCCAUCGCCCUUGCAAAACCUGGCACCCGGGUGGCGAGGAAGCGGGGACAGUGCCUGGCUCGACGUCAUGGCAAAUCCCCAGGGCAGUUGUCAGAUUCUUCUCUCUCCUUCACCUCCCUCCACAUCAGGAUUUCUGGAAGGUAACUUGUGGAAGAAAAACACUGCCCAGCCUGAGCCCUGACCUGCUGCUAAGAA